CCCGACAAGCUACGAGCAAGCUACUACGAGAAUCGCAAUUGGCCCUCGGUCACGUUUGGUUUCCUAGUCAUUGGAAUCGCCGCCGACCUCCUACUCUCUCCCAGUCCCGCUAAAGUCCCCAUCACUGCGUUGCUUGGUCUUCCCUCUGGUCAAUGAGCGGAUCUCCACAGUCACAGGAACAAGCCUUGUUGUCCGCCUGCACGACCACCAACAAGGCGAGCGCUUCAUAAAACAGCCAGCUCUCCUCUCGAUCCAGGAGGAGGUAGUCCCCGGGGAAGACAAUCCAGACGUCAAGCAGUCAAGAAACAGUCGUCCGGCUAGAGCGAGAACCGAGAAGCCAUGUUGAUCGUCCUAGCCCUGAUCAUCGUGUUCCAUCUGGCCUCAGCUGCCCUGCUGUUUGCCGCCACCAUAUACAACUCAUGGUGGGUGGUCUCUACCUCCACUGAAAACGUGUACUACUCAGACCUGUGGUUCACCUGCAAUGAGACGUGCUACUCCGUGGCCAAGAGCCACACUGCAGACGCAGCCUACCUGCAGACGGUGCAGGCCACCAUGAUCCUGUCCACCAUCCUGUGCUGCAUGGCCUUCUUCGUCUUCAUCCUGCAGCUCUUCAGGCUGCGGCAGGGCGAGCGCUUUGUCUUCACAGCCAUCAUUCAGCUGCUGGCCUCUGUCUGCGUGAUGGUGGCGGCGUCUGUGUACACGGCGCAGAAGGACAGCUUCCAUGAGCCGAAGCUGCGGGCAGGCACCUACAGCUCCUCCUUCUACCUGGCCUGGGCCAGCUUCCCCAUGACCCUGCUGAGCGGCAUCAUGUACCUGGUACUCCGCAAGCGCAAAUAAGGACCGGCCCUGCCCCGACAGAGCGCCAGAGAGCUGUACCACCAUCGCUGAAGGUCAGAGGGGAGCUCAGGCUGCUGCUUUUGGACCACGCCAACUCUCAAAGCGGGGUGUGCAGCCGGGUCUCUGGUGUCGUCUGAGGUUGUCAUGCAGGAAGGGGUCUUAGUAGGGUUAAUCAAGUGUCGGCUUGUUGGUGAAACAAUGGCUUUGGCUGGCAUGCUCUACUCUAUCUAAAUAGAAGGUAUGGUAUGGUAGGCUCCCUCUAGCUUUUAGAUAUAUAUAUAUAUACAUACAUAUAUAUAUAUAUAUAGAUAUUUAACUCAAUGGGCAAAAGUUAGGCUGCUGUUGUGUGUCAAGUUACUCAUCAGGAUGUUCUGCAUCGUGCAUCAAACACACAAACACUUACACGCACAUGCAGACACGGAGUGCCGGUAUAGAGAAACACUACGGCCACAUGCAUUGAACUCCCCUCAAUUCCACUCACCAUGAAUCUCACUGCAAUAGAGCAUCACUAUAGCGUGUACUGCUACAACACUGAGGUCACACUUAUCGCAUUCCCGUUACUAAACCAAACCAAUCAAAGCCUAGGAAUUAUUUUGGAAUAUUUUGAGAUGCAGACGUCUCACACAAACAGGUAAGGACUUAGUAACGUGCUACAGCUAGUGUUCAAGGAAAUCGAUCUGUACAUAUUUGCUUUGUGUGUAUAAUAGAAGUUAGUACUACAACUGCUUUGCAUAAUAUGAAUAGGAAGAAUGUAUGGAGUUAGAAUCAUGCCAAAACCCCACACACACGCAAAACGUGUUUUGCUCACGCAUAACGAUUCACACGCACACAAAACGUGUUUUACUCACGCACAAUGAUUCACACGCACACAAAACGUGUUUUACUCACGCACAAUGAUUCAUCGGAAUGCAUUCCGAUCCACGCGCAGCUUUCGUGUUCCGUACUUGUAGAAUUGUUUUGUGUACUUGAAGGAUUUUUUUUUGUACUUUGUGUAAAACAUACUGUAUUUGUUUCUGAAGCAAAAUGCAUUAGUUUGUGAAUGAUGUUUUGAAUUUGCAAACCACACUGAGCGUGUGUGUGAAUCAUUGUGCGUGAGUAAAACACGUUUUGAGUGCGUGUGAAUCGUUAUGUGUGAGUACACGCAAAACACGUUUUGCGUGUGUGCGGGGUUUUGGCAUGAUUCUAACUCCAUCAGAAUGUGUGCACACCUGUGUACAUACACACAAUCGAGGUAUAAUAGAGGUUUGGUGUGAAGACCGAUGUAGGAUUAUCUUAUUAUAUUUCUAUAUUUUUGUUAUGUAACUGACUCUUGUGUUCUAAUGAUGGGAAGGAACCAAUUAUGUGCUGUGACUUUUUACGUUUUCUUUUUGAGGUGUGCAUAGGAAAAAAACACACUGCACACUUUUAUAUUAUGAAAAGAUAUGAAAAUGGGAUAGCUAUUUAUUUGUUUCAAACCACUAGAGCAUAAAAGCAAUUAAAUAUUCAGAUUGUCGGAUUGAAGUCCAGCGAAACAUGUUAGAUCAAAUGUUUUUUCCAUUUUCUUUUGCUUUGCUAUUUUCUUACCUGUCAUUCUCCAAUGCUAAAGUGAAGCUCCAAAACACCACCUUCUACCUGUGGCUUCCCUGGACAGACCAAGGGCAUUUAUUAGAGCCAAGCCUGACGUAGGCAUAGGCCCAUGUUCAAUGGCAGGUAACAUUCAGCCUGGUAUUAACUUGAGAUCUAGACUGGAUCACCCUUUUCUUCCCAUUAAUCAUCAAAAUGCUUUAUGAGGAAUCCUAAUUUAUUAAGAUAAUUUUUGAUAAUAUCUUAAGGAUUUUUUGGAUUAACAAGUUAGGCCAAUUUAACAUCAGUACUGGAAUGAUGUAAGCAACAUACUGGAGCGCCUAGGUGUUGUGCUUGUGUGUGUGUUUCAGCAUUUUGGCCCAAGAUUAUAAUAUACAGAUGUACGGAUAGAUAGAUAGAUAGAUACAACUUUAUUAAUCCCCCGGAGGGGAAAUUCCUUUGUUACAGCAAAGAAGCAGCAUUAACAUCACAGUGAUUCUAUUUAACCUUUUUUUUCACUAUUAAUAAAAUAUGUUUUGCUUAUGGUGAAAGAAUUGGAGUAGGGGGGACUCAAAGAAUACAAGGGGAACAUAAUUUCCAUCUGUAGUGUUGAAAAUGUCUUAGGUCAAUUUAUUUAGUGAUUUGAUUUGAUUUUGUUUUGUGUUUAGCGCUGUGCCUUUUAAAUAUUUGUCUUGGUCAAUGAAGUAUUAAUUACAACACGUUCGGUUUGCUUCAACCAAGAAAGUUGUUUUCAUGUUUUACCGUGAAUACAAUCUGUGACUGUACAAUACAAAACUCGACCAGAGAGAAACACUGUUCUGUGAGUUUGGUGGUUUGUAUGCGUGUGUUUGGCCUACAUAUCAUAUUUGUACCUGUAUGUUUUCAAUUCUUUCAAUAGUUCUUCUGAGGGGGAUCAAACAUUGGACAUUUACUUAAGACGUCGCACACGUGUACACGUCCUUCUUGUAAUGUUUUCAUUGAACUGAAGUAUUGUUUGGCUGUCUAAAAUCAAUAUAUGUAUUUUAAAUUGAAAGCAUAUCUUCAAAGGCUAAAACAGUGGGAUGGUUUUGAUAAGAGGACAAGAAUGUCCGUGCUAUAGCCUGCAACAUUAAACAUAUCUGUUGUGUAAAUGUUUUCAGUUUUCCCUAAUUAAGUAGAGGCCUACCAAACGAGCUACUGGGCACAACUCUUGUUGAGCUCAAUACAUUUAUUUUGCAAAACAAACUGGAUAUGUAACCCUGUGUGAUCAUUUCACUAUAUUGAAUAAAAUGGAUAUCACUGGAUUGACAACACUGAUGUUCCCUCUGCUAUAAUAACGCGAGCUGCUGUUGUUGAGCUUGGAGCUAAAUGAAGAUUGUUCAUCGGACGCCGGUAGGGGGAGGCACAACGGUUAUUUUUGUGACAAGCAUUUUGUUAUUUUUUAAUAGGCCUGACUUAUUUUCGUCUUCGAGACUAGAUCGAAAGUUUCUCCUUUAUUGUAUAACAUUUGUCCGUGCAUUGAAUACAAUUGCCUCUACACAUAUAUUUCCCUAAUAUAUGUCUCGUUUUAAUGUGAGCAACAUUUGAACACGCUCAGGAUACAAAAUGAUGUCCAAACGAUGAUGACUUGAAACAUAUCGACCAAAGAAAAGGACAAUUCAGAUGGUUUAGUUCAGGUGGGCAAUAAAUGAUCUGUCCAAAGCGGACUCCGAUAAUAAUCUCGUUGUUUUCCCAAUGUCCAUCUAGUGGCCGCUUCUCUAUUUUACACAACUGUGCUAUCCGUGGUGCUGAAACACUGCUCCAAAGAGAACGUCUCUUCAAGAAUACUUAUCAAACCGUUCCUACAGCGUUGACAAACCCAAUAAAGAAUGGUUUAUUAAUGAU
This is a messenger RNA of Gadus morhua (Atlantic cod), 4242 nucleotides long. RefSeq names its product epithelial membrane protein 2 (gene emp2). The record is from RefSeq and is a predicted model, not a curated record. Bases 340 to 837 code for a protein of 165 amino acids. Gene Ontology annotation, cellular component: plasma membrane. The transcript has 5 exons. Lineage: Eukaryota; Metazoa; Chordata; Actinopteri; Gadiformes; Gadidae.